UUAUUUUUUUGUAUAGUGUUAUAAUUCUAGUAACAUUUUCUUAAGUUACAUCAUAAAAUAAAAAGAUAGAAUAAAUUAACACAUGUUCAUAAUAUGUAUUUAAACUAUUAUCAAAAUAAAUAUCUUUAUAAAUAUUUUCAAUAAAUUAAAUAAAUCUUAAAUUUCUAUAAAAUGACAUUGGAUUUAGGUUUUGUGGAAAAGUGUGAAUCUUGGCAAGUAGAAAGUAGAUUUUUUCCAAGCAAAGUUGGGGGUAAACCAGCUUGGCUUAAUUUAAGAGAUAUACCUGGAGAAAAAGAUUUUCAUUGUGAAUAUUGUAAAGAACCUUGUAUUUUUUUAUGUCAAAUUUAUGCACCAUAUGAAGAUAACGAAUAUGCUUUUCAUCGAACGAUUUUUAUUUUUAUAUGCAAAAAAAUGGAAUGUUGUAAAUUAAAUAAAAAUGGAAAUUUAAAAGUAUUCCGUUCUCAAUUACCAAGAAUAAAUGAAUUUUAUUCAUCUGAACCUCCAAUAGAGCAAAGUAACUGGAGAACUGACAUUAGUAUAAAUAAAUGGGUAAAAACAUGUUAUACUUGUGGAAUAUUAGCACUUAAUCAUUGUUCUAAAUGUAAAAUUGUAAAUUAUUGUUGUCGAGCUCAUCAAAUUUAUGAUUGGAAAAAUGGACAUAAAGAGAUUUGUGAUAGUAAUCAAAAAAUAAUAAGAAUGAAUAAACUCUUAUUUCCUGAAUAUGAAAUAGUUAUAGAAAGAGAAGAUAAAGAAGAUACACAUAAUUCAAAUGAUUUAAUUAAAGAAGAAGAAGAAAUUAAAAAAUAUGAAACAAUGGUACAAAAAAAUGAAGCAGGAAUUUUUCAAAAUGAAGAUGUACAAAAUGAAUUGCUAAAUAUGGCUAAUCAACAAGAAGAUGAAACAUUUUCUAAAUUUCAUUCAACUAUUAAAAAAUAUCCAGAUCAAAUAUUAAGAUAUGAUAGAGGAGGCAAUAUUUUAUAUAUUUCAGGAUCUAAUAAAAUUAAUGAAGUACCAAAAUGUUCAGAAUGUAAUGGAGAAAGACAAUUUGAAUUUCAGCAGGAAGAUGCGUCAAUUGAAGGGAAAAACAAAAGAAACAAAUAAACAGAAGAAAGAGAGGAAAAAGGAAUUUCUGGAAAAUAAACAACGUGUUUUUACAGUUGUGUUACCAACAAUUGCUGCAAUAUUUGUUAUAAUAGCAGCAUACGUUUAUGUUAAAACCCGUCCGAAAGUUGUUGAGUAUUAAUUGGCGUGUGUUCAUUAUUAAUCAUUAAAAUACAAUACCAAUGUAUUUCAAGAAUGCUUGGACAGUUCCUUGAUACAUUUGUACAAUUAAAUAAGAAUUAUUUAAAUAAGAAAGCAGAUUUGAAUGCUGCUCAUAUGAUACUUCAUUCCUAACAUUCAAUAAUCAAAUAUGAACAUUGUGCAUUAAUUAUAUAACUUUUACAAAAUAUUUUUCAUGCUAAAUGUUAUACAAUAAUAUUGGGAUAUAUAUGUAUAAUAUAUAUAUAUAUAUAUUGAUAUAACAUCAAAAUUAUGUAUAUAUAUAUAUAUAUAUAUAUAUAUAUAUAUAUAUAUAUAUAUAUAUAUCAAUUAAGGAAAUAUAAUUAAGACAUUUUUAUUAUAUAAAUAGAAAAAAAGUAUUUGUGCUAUUAUUAAAAAAUUUGCCUAAAAAGUAGUUAGUUUCUAAAUUUAUAGAUUAAAUUGCUGUUUAUUGUAUUUUUCAAAUGUACUUUAUAAAAUGUUAAUCAAAUUAUUCCAACAUAAAAUAUGAUUCCAAGAAUGUUGUUGCAAUUUUAGCAUAAUACAAAUUUUUUUCAUAUGAAUUAUUUUACAUAAUUCUAUGAAAUAUCUAGUAGCUUUAUUAUUCUUUGAAAGAAAAAUAAAAAAAUGUUUUAUAAAAUAUUUGCAUAAUAAACGAAUAUAAAAUAA
Molecule: messenger RNA, 1929 nt
Organism: Apis cerana (Asiatic honeybee)
Lineage: Eukaryota; Metazoa; Arthropoda; Insecta; Hymenoptera; Apidae
Gene: Zfrp8
Product: Zinc finger protein RP-8
Cellular component (GO): nucleus; cytoplasm
Source: RefSeq, a predicted model, not a curated record